AACUUAAUGAAAAUGUCAUUCAUGAAUACUACCAACAACCGUUUAGAGUCCCUGAAUGGGAAAAUUAAGUCUAUUACUACAAAGUUUGCUACUUUGGAGCAAUUUAUAAUAGACUUUUUUAUUCUCAUUUCAACGAGGAAUAGUGAGCAUGACGUAGUAGCUGCUUACUCGUAUUUGAAAACAAAAGCUUUACCCUUUGGAGAAGGUAGUCCAGAACACUUUUAUAACAGAAUUCUAAUUAGUUAUGGAUUUCAAUUUGUGCGUAAGGAGUUGGACAAGAGAUUUGUCUAUAAGAUUACUGGAUUAUCAUCAAACACUGGUACAUUAUCUGUGCAACGUGAUGGCAGUACGCGAAUUCGAAAUGUUACUCACAAUAAAUGUGAUUGCAAUGAAAAUCUGUUAAUGGGAUUACCUUGUAGGCACAUUUUUGCUGUUCGAGAGCAUUUGGAUUACUCCUUGAUGGAUGCAAGUCUAUGCUUGGAACGUUGGACACAGAAGUACUACAUGGAUCACGAACGUGCUUUCGAAGAUCCGAAAGAUCAGCCAGAACCAUCUGUUAACAUUACAGCACAAAAGUCGACAUCAAAUAGAAACCAUACUUUAACUCACGGGCGUAAACUAAAAAUUGGAAAAGAAGAACUCUUGGGAAUAGGUUCUUUAUUAGCAGAAUUCUCUACUCCCAAAUUUUGGGAAUACAUACAGUUCUUUGAAGAAGUAUUUAUUAUACUCAAAACAUCAGUGAAAUGCUAUUAAAAAGAAAAGAAAAUAAUGAAGGAUCGAUAAGAUGCGAUAGCUGUUUGGAUUGGUUCCAUCCAAUUUGUGUUAAUUUAAAAAAGCUUCCCAGAUCUAAAAACUGGUUUUGCAAAAAAUGCAAAAUGAUUUAAAACUAUUUAAUGUUAACAUUCAGAGUUUUUUAUUAAGUUCACAAAAACUAUUGAUAAAAAAAGAAUAGUGAACUACUAUAAAAAUA
Leptopilina heterotoma is the source of this 970-nucleotide messenger RNA. RefSeq lists its product as uncharacterized. Gene Ontology annotation, molecular function: zinc ion binding. The record is from RefSeq and is a predicted model, not a curated record. The coding region runs from base 7 to 753 and encodes 248 amino acids. The transcript is spliced from 2 exons. NCBI's taxonomy places the organism in Eukaryota, Metazoa, Arthropoda, Insecta, Hymenoptera, Figitidae.